Molecule: messenger RNA, 1386 nt
Organism: Tremella mesenterica DSM 1558
Lineage: Eukaryota; Fungi; Basidiomycota; Tremellomycetes; Tremellales; Tremellaceae
Exons: 7
Coding region: 178-1236 (352 amino acids)
Biological process (GO): 5-phosphoribose 1-diphosphate biosynthetic process; purine nucleotide biosynthetic process; ribonucleoside monophosphate biosynthetic process
Cellular component (GO): cytoplasm; ribose phosphate diphosphokinase complex
Molecular function (GO): ribose phosphate diphosphokinase activity; magnesium ion binding
Source: RefSeq, a predicted model, not a curated record
UUUCCCUUGUUCAUCUCUACUCUUAAACCUCCAAUGACGAUAUAGCCAUAUUUUUGCCUUCUUUACAAACACUCCACUCGUCAUCUGUAAGAAGUUCUGAGUCAUACUUCGACUAUUUGACAUCCCUCUUCAUCUUUCCCAACCAACUUCGGAUUGACGACCCCCCUCCUUCGCAAGAUGCACCAGACCGGAAAUAGCAUAAAACUCCUCACUGGUAAUUCUCAUCCUCGACUCGCAGAUGCCGUCGCUGCUCGACUUGGUAUCCCCUUGACUCCAUGUCACGUCUCAAAAUUCCUCUCCCUCGAAACGAGCGUUCAGAUUCAUUCGUCUGUUCGAGAUGAAGAUGUUUUCAUCCUUCAAUCCCCUUCACCGCCUGAUAUCAACGAUCAUUUGAUGGAAUUACUCAUCAUGAUUUCUGCUUGCAAAACCGCUUCGGCAAAAAGGAUCACCGCUGUGAUUCCGUGUUACCCGUAUGCGAGACAAGAUAAAAAGGACAAAUCCAGGGCACCCAUCACGGCGAAACUUGUUGCCAAUUUACUCGCCGUAGCCGGCGCCGACCAUGUCAUCACCAUGGACCUUCAUGCCUCACAGAUCCAAGGAUUCUUCGAUAUCCCGGUCGACAAUCUCAUCUCAGAACCCUCCAUGAUGUCGUACAUCAGACAAGAGAUUCCCGAUUGGAAGAACGCCAUUAUCGUGUCUCCCGACGCUGGCGGGGCUAAGCGAGCCACAAAUCUAGCUGAUCGCCUCAAUCUCGACUUUGCCCUCAUCAACCGGAAACGCAAACGAGAUGUGACAGCUACUGUUCCCACUGUUCCCCCCACUCCAGCGGGAAGCGACAGUGGUAGUGGGUACGACUUUGAAGAAGGGACGGCGGUAGAAAAGAUGGAACUGCUAGUUGGGGACGUCAAAGGCAAAGUUGCCAUCUUGAUAGACGAUAUGAUCGAUACUGGUCACACUGUCAGAUUAGCUGCCGGGGUGUUGAUAGAAGCGGGGGCGAAAGAGGUUUAUGCUUUGAUAUCUCAUGGUCUCUUGUCAGAGACGUCUAUGGAUAAUCUACAAGAUCUUCCAGUUCGAAAGCUCAUCGUCACCAACUCGAUCGACCAAACCGAUCGAGAAGCAGCGUGUGGUGGUGUUCUAGGCACCAUUGACAUAGCCCCAGUGAUUGCGGAGAGUAUAAGGAGGACACAUAACGGAGAAUCCAUCUCAGCCUUGUUCCGUUCUAAUUACAUGUUUUAAAAGGCUCACCACCUUAUGUUGGAUGUGAGACCAGUCCGCGACGAUUAGAUGUCGUCCGCGUGAGUUACGAAGUUUGAGGUUUGACGUUGGAGGACAUGUUGUGUACCCAAUAUAUGUACAUGGUCUGCAUGCUUGCUUGAUUUUAGUUAG